This is a messenger RNA of Malus domestica (apple), 719 nucleotides long. RefSeq names its product protein SPIRAL1-like 3. Gene Ontology annotation, biological process: cortical microtubule organization. Gene Ontology annotation, cellular component: cortical microtubule, transverse to long axis. The record is from RefSeq and is a predicted model, not a curated record. NCBI's taxonomy places the organism in Eukaryota, Viridiplantae, Streptophyta, Magnoliopsida, Rosales, Rosaceae.
ACGCCACGUGCGGAUUCGAACCAUAUCACCAGCUCAGAAAUUGACCAUGUCUCUGGUUAGAAAAAAACAAAUCCAAACGCGAACAAACCUCUCUGUUGCUUUUGCAGGGCUCCAAAAUUCAGGCCCCAAGAGCAAGAGGAAGCAAAAACAACGAAAAGAAAACAUGGGGCGUGGAGUCAGCUGCGGUGGUGGAAAAAGCUCUUUGGGGUAUUUGUUUGGAGGUGGAGAGACUGCCACUGCUAACAAAACCCCAAAAACUACUAACAGCACACCACCUCCACCCCAGAAUGCUAGCCCAGCUCCUGCUCCUGCUCCUGCUCCUUCUCCAGCUCCUGCUUCGUCACCGAGCGGUAAGCAGCUUCCAGCCGGAAUUCACAGCAAGCCUACGAACAAUUACCUCCGAGUUGAUGGCCAGAACUGCGGAAAUUUCAUCACGGAUCGUCCAUCGACCAAGGUUCACGCGGCUCCCGGUGGCGGAUCAUCCCUUGGCUAUUUGUUUGGUGGUGGGAGUGGGAACUGAAACUUGCUUAUAUAGAAAUCACCACAAGCACUGAUAAUAUACACAAUUAUAUACAUAUAUGUAUGUAUAAUUCAGAAAUAUGAAUACCUACAUGCUCCAGAAAUGUCAUGUUUGCAAAUGUAAUGUUGUAUGAUGGAUAUAAAUUUGGCUACAAAUCCAAAUGCAAGUGCAUAAUGCACUGGUUCUGCAGUUCUUUGUC